This is a messenger RNA of Syzygium oleosum, 1249 nucleotides long. RefSeq lists its product as uncharacterized. Lineage: Eukaryota; Viridiplantae; Streptophyta; Magnoliopsida; Myrtales; Myrtaceae. The coding region runs from base 231 to 1112 and encodes 293 amino acids. The transcript has 2 exons. The record is from RefSeq and is a predicted model, not a curated record.
CAUACUAAAGCAUAUUCCUUUUACUAAAAUAUGCAUCAUUCCAGCUUUUUCCGGCGAUGGCGUCCGCUACAUGCCAGUUUCUUCUCCAGGCCGAUCUCAUUCCUCAGUUGGCACAAAAAUGGCAGCACUUAGAUUUGGCUUCCUGUGAUGGUAAGGUCGUACCUUCUCUGCUUUCCUCGCUCUUCCCUUCUCUGAGAUGCUGAUUGAACUCCAGAGCAGAAGACCCUCUUAUGGAGACUGCUGGUAUCCUAUUUAGACCAUCGUUAACGCCUUUCACCUUCAAUGCCAUAAGCACUGUCCAAAAACCACUCGGUCCGAGGAACCACUCAUUCUAUAACUUUACUAGUUGCAGGAAACCCAGAACCUCUUCUGUCUCCGUUUCUUCUAAAACUCCUCCAGACGAAAAAAGUCCCGAUUUUGAUGGCAAUAACACGACUUCCCCGUUGAGCCCCUCCUGGGUUUUGGUCAGAGCCUUCAAAAGCAUCAAAGACUUUGCAUAUUUGUACACCCAGAAAUUGGUUUCUAGGAUACGAGAAUAUGAUGAGUCGGAGGGGGUUGUAGACGGUUGUAGUGGUUGUGGAUAUUCACAAAAUGGAGGGAUAGGAAUUGCUUUGCUAAGUUUGACUUACAGUGCCAAGGUCAAAAUCAGUCCUUUCGUCGCAACAUUAGCCGCGAACCCGACUUUUGUUUCGGGUUUUUUGGCUUGGUUUUUUGCUCAAUCGGUGAAGGUGAUACUGAAUUUCUAUGUGGAGAGAAUAUGGGAUCUAAGGAUUUUGUUUGCCUGUGGAGGCAUGCCCUCUUCUCACUCGGCUUUGUGUACUGCUUUAACUACUUCAGUGGCGCUGUGUCAUGGCAUGACAGAUUCAUUGUUUCCAGUUUGCUUGGGUUUCAGUUUGAUUGUUAUGUAUGAUGCCAUUGGUGUACGACGACAUGCUGGCAUGCAAGCUGAGGUUCUGAACAUGAUAGUCGAGGAUUUGUUCCAAGGGCAUCCUAUUCGUAAACGAAAGCUCAAGGAACUGUUAGGCCACACGCCAUCACAGGUCCUCGCAGGAGCUCUGCUCGGCUUUGUGGUCGCCUGUAUCUGUCAUCGGGCGUGCUUGGUUGCAGCCUGAUCUAUCGGAGAGCAACUUUUGUGGGAUAUAGAAUUGAUGGUCAGUUGAUCUGCUUGUGCACUCGGUUCCUCUUCAUGUACCAUCAGGUCAAUGCAACAUAUCACGCUUCAUCAAUAACCAAAAUUUGAUUCUUCUAU